This is a messenger RNA of Lichtheimia ornata, 858 nucleotides long. RefSeq lists its product as uncharacterized. NCBI's taxonomy places the organism in Eukaryota, Fungi, Mucoromycota, Mucoromycetes, Mucorales, Lichtheimiaceae. The transcript has 6 exons. The record is from RefSeq and is a predicted model, not a curated record. The coding region runs from base 1 to 858 and encodes 285 amino acids. Gene Ontology annotation, molecular function: protein binding.
AUGUUGCAUACAAUUGCAAGAGAAGUCUUGUAUAUCAUUUGCAGUUAUCUUUCCGGAAAAGAUACCAUCAACUUGGCAAAGUGUAAUCACGCAUUACAAGUGGCAUUGGAAGACGAAUACGUUUGGGCUCAAAUGACAAAGACUCGAUUUCCAAAGCUAUACAAAGAAACACUCCUCUUGGAUGAUGUACCACACCAUUGGCGGAAACUCUACAUGGAAAAUGACCAACUUCGAAUGUCCGUUGCAAAGCAGAUGGCCAUUACCCAUGUGCGACUACCUUACUGGCAACGCUUAGAAUCAAAGGAGAGCAUGUAUGAAGCCACAGCAAGACUGCAUUCCGUAUGCUGGUUUGAUGUCAAUGGUAUUUUACAAGGUGUACCACAAGGAUCGUAUCGAGUCCAAUGGCGGAUGCGAGUCUCUUUAUCAGCUCGAUGGAAUGAGCCAUUGGAUUUUACUGUUUCUGUCAUGGAGGCAAAUGGAUUGACACAUGCAUACACGACACCGGAUGAUUUUUACAUUCGAGAAGAUAUCCUCACCAACACCUGGAUCCUGGUGACUUUGCCCGGAGAAAUUCAUGUCAAAGAUUGGUUUUCCAAUGUACGAGUAUCACAUGAGAAAAAGACCAAUCAUUGGAAAUCCGGCAUUGAGCUGGAUUGGGUCAAACUUUUACCUUCACACGAAGCACCAAGCCGUGGUUUAACGGUGGAGUAUGAGUCCCGCUAUCCUUUUUAUUGGAGACAUCGCUCCCGAUCCCUUCGUGAUUUAUCAUUAGCUUCUUCUUCAGCUUCGGAUGAUCCUAUAGAAGAAUACUCCUCUGUAUUCAAUGAUCCAAGUCUACUUGAACCAUCCUUGUACUGA